AUGUCUCCCCCAGGGUCACCCAGAUUGAUAGACUCGUAUACAGCACCCAAGGAAAUCUUGCAAGAAUUUGCUGACCUUGCAGAAGAAGAAAAUGUCGACCCGUUUGCCGAAACCGCUUCAAAGCGACAAAUAGCUGCUCGACAAACCGACUACCACAACCGUCGUUUCGACCGCGUUGCACACGAAAGUGCCGACGCUUUCAAAGAGGAUGGAAGUGAUAUGGAAGGAGGGUACAAGGAUGCAAUGAGGCUGCAGAGACUGCAGCAGGAGGAAGAGCGAGUCAGAAAGGCGAUAGAAGAGCGAGAGAGAAAGGAACGAGACGAGGGAAAAAUGAAAAUGGAUUUGGACAAGACACCUCCAGCUGCAGAGCUUCAAGACGUUUCGAUGGAAUCAGCGAGCGCACAAGAACUGGCAGAGGCUAAAGAGAAGGAAGCGACUUCAGCUGGAACAAAACGAAAACGACGAUGGGAUGUCCCCGAACUUAAUGACGAAAAUGCUGAUCCAAAUAAGAAGGAUAUCUCUGGCGGUGAAUGGUCUAAGGAAGCGCUGGAGGCCUCUGCACCCAAGAAACGUCGUUCUCGUUGGGAUGCGACCCCUGCUGAAACAGCUGAAACCCCAAAGCGUUCUAGAUGGGACCAAAUCCCGGCUUCUGCAGGUGUUGAAGUGCCAAUGACUCAAAUCAUCAUGAACGCACCAGGUUUUAUGCAGGAAGACAAACAUAACCGGUAUCUUACCGACGAAGAACUGGAUGCUGUGCUUCCAGCGACUGGUUAUGCGAUUGUCUCUCCUCCCCCUGGUUAUGCACCUACCUUGCAGCCCCGUCGCCUUAUGUCAACGCCAGUUACGGAAGUCGGCUUCCAUAUUCAAGAGAGUUCCGACGCCGCUGCCGUUGCUGCAGCUGCUGGCCUUGCGCCAGAGCUACCGACUGAGAUACCAGGUGUUGGCAAUCUUGCUUUCUUCAAGGCAGAGGAUGCCCAGUACUUCGCUAAAAUCUUGAAGGAGGAAGACGAGACGCAACUAUCGGUGGACGAGAUGAAAGAGCGAAAGAUCAUGCGGCUCCUUCUAAAGAUCAAGAACGGGACUCCACCUGUUCGGAAGACUGCCCUGCGUCAGAUCACCGACAAGGCUCGCGAGUUCGGUGCUGGUCCUCUUUUUGACAAAAUUCUUCCGCUACUUAUGGAACGUACACUCGAGGAUCAGGAACGUCACUUACUCGUCAAAGUCAUUGACCGUGUUCUUUACAAGCUUGAUGACCUUGUCCGCCCAUACGUACACAAAAUCCUUGUCGUUAUUGAACCCCUUCUCAUUGACGAGGACUAUUACGCCCGUGUGGAAGGUCGGGAAAUUAUCUCUAACCUUUCCAAAGCCGCUGGGCUGGCGCACAUGAUUUCGACGAUGCGACCGGAUAUCGAUCACGCCGAUGAGUAUGUCCGGAACACCACUGCUCGUGCUUUCUCCGUCGUCGCCUCUGCACUUGGAAUCCCUUCCCUCCUCCCGUUCCUUAAAGCUGUCUGUCGUUCCAAGAAGUCGUGGCAAGCUCGACACACUGGUAUCCGUAUUGUGCAGCAGAUUGCUAUCAUGAUGGGUUGCGCUGUGUUGCCGCAUUUGCGUAACCUCGUCGAUUGUAUUGCACAUGGAUUGUCCGAUGAACAGCAGAAAGUCAGAACGAUGACUGCUCUCGGAUUGGCGGCGCUUGCGGAGGCAGCACAUCCUUAUGGUAUCGAAUCCUUCGACAGUGUCUUGAAACCCCUCUGGUUCGGCAUUCGGCUGCACCGAGGCAAAGGUCUCGCUGCAUUCUUGAAGGCCAUUGGCUUCAUCAUCCCCCUCAUGGAUCCAGAAUACGCUUUCUACUACACUAAGGAAGUCACGGUCAUUCUCAUCAGAGAAUUCCAAACAUCAGAUGAGGAGAUGAAGAAGAUUGUUUUGAAAGUCGUCAAGCAGUGUGCUGCGACUGAAGGUGUCACUCCCAGUUACAUCAAGCACGAUAUUCUUCCCGACUUCUUCAAGGCGUUUUGGGUUCGUCGAAUGGCACUAGACCGGAGGAACUACAGACAGGUGGUGGAAACGACAGUUGAAUUAGCUCAGAAGGCUGGCGUCUCGGAGAUUGUCGGUAGAGUCGUGAAUGAGCUGAAAGACGAAGCUGAGCCUUACCGGAAGAUGGUAAUGGAAACCAUCACGAAGGUGGUGGCCACUCUUGGUGCCUCCGACAUCGACGAGAGACUAGAAGUUCGCCUUGUAGAUGGCAUUAUCUAUUCCUUUCAAGAGCAGACGACGGAAGAUCAAGUCAUGUUGGAUGGUUUCGGAACGGUGGUGAAUGCUUUGGGUAUUCGGGUUAAGCCUUACCUAACUCAGAUCGUUUCGACCAUUCUGUGGCGCUUGAAUAACAAGAGUGCGAAAGUUCGUCAACAAGCUGCGGAUCUCACAACGCGGUUGGCGGUUGUUAUCAAGCAAUGUGGCGAGGAUCAACUCCUGAGUAAGCUUGGCCUUGUUCUUUUUGAGCAACUGGGAGAGGAGUAUCCAGAUACUCUUGGAAGUAUUAUUGCUGCUGAGGGUGCCAUCGCAAACGUUGUGGGUAUGACUCAGAUGAACCCCCCAGUCAAAGAUCUACUUCCUCGUAUGACUCCCAUUCUUCGUAAUCGACACGAGAAGGUGCAAGAAGCGUCUAUCAACUUGAUAGGCCGUAUCGCUGAUCGUGGUGCCGAGUUUGUGCCUGCUCGGGAGUGGAUGCGCAUUUGUUUUGAGUUACUCGAUUUGUUAAAAGCGCACAAGAAAGGCAUUCGACGGGCGGCGGUCAACUCCUUUGGUUAUAUCGCGAAGAGUUUGGGCCCUCAGGAUGUUCUUUCGGUCCUGCUCACAAAUUUACGGGUGCAGGAACGUCAGAGUCGAGUGUGUAGUACGGUUGCCAUUGCUAUCGUUGCCGAGACAUGUGGACCUUUCACAUGUAUUCCGGCAAUCUUAAACGAGUAUCGGACUGCAGAGCUCAACGUCCGCACAGGCUGUUUAAAAGCUCUUUCCUUUGUUUUUGAGUAUGUCGGUCCCCAGUCUGCUUACUACUGUGACUCUGUUGUGACCAUGCUCGAGGACGCACUUACCGACCGUGACCUUGUCCAUCGUCAGACAGCAAGUACGAUUGUCAAGCAUCUUGCUCUCGGUGUCGCUGGAUUGGGAUGUGAAGAUUCUAUGCUCCAUCUCAUGAACCUGGUGUGGCCGAAUUGUUUUGAAACCUCUCCCCACGUGAUUGGUGCGGUGAUGGACGCUAUCGAGGCCAUGCGCGUUACGUUGGGACCUGGUGUGCUCUUGAGCUAUGUUCUGCAGGGCUUGUUCCAUCCCGCGAGGAAAGUUCGCGAGGUUUAUUGGCGUAUCUACAAUGCUCUUUACCUCGGUGCUGCGGACGCCUUAGUUCCUUUCUAUCCUGACGUUGGCGAGUUGAGCGAGGGCCAGGUUGUCUACGACAGACAUCCCUUGCAGAUGUUUAUCUAA
Molecule: messenger RNA, 3480 nt
Organism: Marasmius oreades (fairy-ring Marasmius)
Lineage: Eukaryota; Fungi; Basidiomycota; Agaricomycetes; Agaricales; Marasmiaceae
Exons: 3
Coding region: 1-3480 (1159 amino acids)
Biological process (GO): spliceosomal complex assembly
Cellular component (GO): catalytic step 2 spliceosome; U2 snRNP; U12-type spliceosomal complex
Molecular function (GO): mRNA binding
Source: RefSeq, a predicted model, not a curated record